GAGAUCUCGCGAUGGGAGGGGAGGAGUAUCUGGGCUGUGGCCUGCCUGCUUUGGGAGUUGAGGGAAUUGGAUCGGAGGCUCAGAGCCCGUUCGGAGGCUCAGAGCCUGUCCGAAGGCCGUGAUGCCUCAUUCCCGGCGUGUCAGUCACCUUCUCGAUCUAUGCCUUUGGUGCUUGAUGAAGAAUAUUUCCCGAUAUGUCACAGACAUUAAACUUUUGCCUCCUAAUAUAAAAGAUAAGAUGCUUAAAAUAAUGAGUUUUCAAGGGCGAAUAACAGAUUCCAAUAUUAGUGAGAUUUUGCACCCUGAAGUGGAGUGUCUAGACCUCCGAAGCUGUGAUAUUUCAGAUACAGCAUUAUUACAGCUUUGUAACUGCAGGAAACUGAAGAAAUUAAAUUUAAAUUCCUCAAAAGAAAAUAGAAUUUCUGUAACUUCAGAAGGAAUAAAAGCUGUUGCCUCGUCUUGUUCAUUCCUUUCUGAAGCCUCUUUGAAAAGAUGCAGUAAUCUCACAGAUGAAGGUGUCCUUGCUCUUGCCCUCAAUUGUCGGUUACUGAAGAUAGUUGACUUAGGUGGCUGCUCAGGUAUUACUGAUGUGUCUCUUCAAGCCCUUGGAGAAAACUGUCCAUUUUUACAGAGUAUUGACUUUUCUGCUACUCAGGUAACUGACAGUGGUGUGGCUUCACUUGUUAGUGGACUAUGUGCUAAGAAAUUAGAGGAGAUUCACAUGGGGCAUUGUGUAAAUCUGACUGAUGGUGCUGUAGAAGCUGUUCUUACUUGCUGCCCUCAGAUACACAUUUUACUUUUUCAUGAAUGCCCUCUGAUAACAGAUCAUUCCCGAGAAGUCUUGGAGCGGUUAGUGGGCCCAAACAAAAUCAAACAAGUGACAUGGACUGUUUAUUGAUGCUUACUAAAACUACAAUGAUUUUUGCCAUUUUUCCUGGAAAUGACUGUGAAGAUUGACUUUCCAUUUUUAUUUAAGCAUGUCAUAUUUAUUUAUUGUCUUUUUUUAACUAUCAGAUUCAAGAUGACUAGUUAUGUCUGCAGAUAUGCUAAAUUUUUGCUUUGAUGGUAAAACUAAACUCCUCCAAAAUACAAAUAAUACUGUUGUCAUUUCUGUUUCUUCUUUAUAUUUUUUAAAUGUUAUUACUGUUGUGACUAUGACCUUUCUCAUUCUUUGGGAUUUUGUAUUUUUUUACACAUUAAAACCCUAUGUAAAAUAUGUAUAGAUUUAAAAUGAUGGAUUUUCCCUGCUGCUUCUCUUUCUUACCUAAAUAAUUGAUGAAUGACCACUAGGAGAAUAAAUUAAACUAAUUUAAUUAAAUCUUUUCUAAUUCCAACCUUUCUAAUGGUAAGGGUCCAUUUGCCAAAUAGCAAAUCUGAUCAUAAGCCAUUAAAAUUUUCUUUUGAACUGGUUCUUUAGCCAAACAGGAAACAAAACAUUUUAGUAAUAACUACAUCAUUUAUGACAUCAAACUCCCUAUCAUUCGGUAGAGAAGUGUGAUAUCAGUUUGAUUCUAUUCCUAUCCUAUGACUUGAUUUAUUCAGUCUUUCUUGGCUUUCUUCCUCAAAUAUUUGUUGUUCAUUUUCUUAGAACUGAUGAAGAAAAUUUUUUUUAAAUGGAGAUACUUGAAAUAAAAUCAUUACAAUUAGGCUCAGAAGGACUGAAUGAAGUAAUGCCUCAAAGAUUUCUGAUCUGCUUCAUGUUUACUUUUCUAGAAAGUAGAAAAUACCUUAUUUAUUUUUGUCUCCUACUUAUUGAAAAAUAUUUUAGACCCUUAUUUGGGACAGAAUAAGGUAGAGAAGCUCUGUAAGAAUAUCUCAGAAAAUAAAUUGAUGCUGCUGUUUAUAGCAGUGGAUGCAACUACCAGAGUAUAGGAAAGGUAAGCCUUCAGCAAAACUGUCUAAGGAGAAGAUUCAGGGACAGUGGUGAUUAACCUUUCAUUCUGGUGUACUUAAUCCUACAAGAAUUUGAGCACUAGUCAACAGAUGAAUUGCCACUUUCUCUUCUAAACCUAAUUUACCAAAAACAACAACCCUGGGGAAAAAAAAAGAAAAACCAAAUGACACCAUGAUUUAGGAGGAAAUUUGAACUUCAGGUUAGACUUGUUUUUCAGUAUUAUUAAUGCCACUUCAGAAUUAUGGCUCUUGAUGACAAGUUAUCUUUUACCUGUUUUUUUUUAUACUCCACUAAUACAGAUCAGAAGUGAACUCAAUAAACUAAGCUACUGAAGAAGGUGAACUGAAUUCACUGUGUUUUAACUACAGAGCUAAAACUUAAAGGUUUGAAAUAUUUCCUGUUUGAAGUGAUUCCCUUUUACUUAGAAAUUUAUUUUGGGCCCCCUCACAUUCAGAAAGAUACCUUUUUCUUUCCAGAGAAAAAGGUAAGCCUUUUAUUAAACAACAUUCAGCUAUAAAUAAGAAAUGUCAUUAUGUGGUUAUAUACUGCAAAUCUAGUUUCCAGAUAAUAAAAUAUAAACCUUAUGUCUCUUUAAAUUGAAGUAUCUAGAUCAGAUGUGAUCACAAAUCUUUUCUUAGUUAUUGAGGUAUUGAAAAGGCAUUAUGAACUAAUUUAUCCUAAUGACCUGAAAGUGGGACUCUGUAUGUGUACAUAUUUAGAUAAGCAUUUUUCCUUAAGAAGGAGGCUUUAUGGAACUCUGUUCUUUAAACAUAAAACUUCUAUAAUAUGUCAAGAUCUUUUCUGUUUCACUUAAGUAUAAAAUGUUAUAAAUUUUUGUGUCAGAUUGUGUGUCAGAGGUGGGGAGAGGUUGAGUGGAGAGAGUGGUAGUAUAUGGUACAAAGUUGUAAUACAUGUUUUAGUGGAAAGGAUUUAUAUUCAGCAUUAUUUCUGGUUACUCUGUAUAUUCACCACUGGUUGCUUUAUAAAUCCUAUUUGUUGACAUUGUGCAUAUGUGACCAUUACAAAAAUAAUGUCUUUGUACAAAUAUUUUUUUUUCCUGAGCUUGGUAUUGUUCUGAAAGUUAAAACAAUAAAAUUUAAUAUCAAAUAUACAGCAAAGCCUACAUUUUAUUGUUAGGUAAUUUGUGUAACCACUUCUAAGCAAUUAAAAUCAUUCACAAGACACCUUACACUUUUGAAAGGAACGCAAAAGAUAUUUGGGUUUAAUUUUAUAUUUUUUUUCCUAAAGUUGUCUGAGGUCUACAGCUUUGUAAU
This is a messenger RNA of Trichosurus vulpecula (common brushtail), 3168 nucleotides long. It is a transcript of the gene AMN1, whose product is annotated as antagonist of mitotic exit network 1 homolog. The transcript has 7 exons. The record is from RefSeq and is a predicted model, not a curated record. Gene Ontology annotation, biological process: SCF-dependent proteasomal ubiquitin-dependent protein catabolic process. Gene Ontology annotation, molecular function: protein binding. The coding region runs from base 122 to 898 and encodes 258 amino acids. Lineage: Eukaryota; Metazoa; Chordata; Mammalia; Diprotodontia; Phalangeridae. Gene Ontology annotation, cellular component: SCF ubiquitin ligase complex.